CGGAACAACCCAAAAGACAGCCAUCUUCAGACUCACUGUCGUGAAGACCUCAAAUCCUACAUAAUUUUUAGUUGGCUUUAAAAGCGUGUGCGGGAUGUUAAAAGUUUUGGAGUUCGUUCUCCUUUGAGAACACGUUUGCAGUAUGAGGGUCACAUUACCUAAGAAGGUCGGAUGACACCUUCGGCACGCCAGCCACGUAUUUUAUAGUCCUUGGUUGUGCUCCCUCGACACAAGGCCAUGAUGUCUCAAGCAGAUAUUGUACUUCGACUGAUAUGGUGGUGCGGGAACCGCUGGGAAAAACAGCAUUAAUUCUGAGGAAAUUACAAGGAGAUACGGAUUUUGCUAAGGACCUGCUGAAUGAGAACAGUGAUCCCGAAUCCGAUUUGGAAGGUGCAAGAGGGGUAAAGAAGAAACAGCCAAAUGUAAAUCGCUAUGAUUUGUUGAAUCAGCAGUCCCAUUCAGAAUCUGAGGUAAAGGAGGAUGAUGAUCAUGAAACUGAAACAGCUAAUUUUCCAAAAGAAGCAGAUGAUGCAAAAGAAUCAAGAAGGAAAAAGAAGAAAAAGAAAAAGAAGAAACCAGAAUUUAAACCAUGGAAUAGUCACAGAAGUAGUGAAGAUAACUUAGAGUUAGAAAAUAAUGAACAAUCAGCUGUAGCCUGGGAACCUGCUCCAGCUAAUCCAAAUGUUUACAGUUAUUCAAAAAGUUUUAUUGAAGCAAGGAAAAAAAUAUUACAUGUUAGCCGCAGGAAUCUGAAUCCAAACAAUGAACUGAAGAGGAAGUUUGGUUCUAAAGUAGUUCAGAAUGAACAGAGUAAGAGAAGAGGCCAUAAUCGUGGAUAUCUUAGGUCAAGUUGUCUUGUGUCACCUAAAGAGAAUUGGCCAUCAAUUGGAAAACUAGGAUUAUCAAUGAGGAUAGCUGCAGAAAUGCAUGGUGUUAUAAUGUCCUUUAAAUAUGAACACAAUACCAACUACCAGCAAAUCCAGAAGAUGUUCCUAGAGGCAGUUGAAAGUCUCAAUCCUGACAUUAUUGUAGCAAUAUUCAAUGAGCACCCUUACCAUGUAGAUGCACUAAUUCAGUUGUCUGAUCUAUGCAAAAUGAGUGAGGAUCUUCAGAUGGCAGCACAACUCAUUGAAAGAGCACUCUAUUGUUUGGAAUGUGCCUUUCACACUCUCUUUAAUAUAGCCACAGGAAACUGUAGGCUUGAUUACCGCAGACAAGAGAACAGGGCCCUCUUCAUAACGUUAUUCAAGCAUCUUACAUUUGUGGGCCAGCGUGCAUGUUACCGGACAGCCCUGGAGCUCUGUAGGGUGCUUCUUUCGCUGGAUCCUGAUGAAGAUCCUCUUGGUGUGAUCUUAUGUGUGGACUUUUAUGCACUUCGAUCAAUGAAAUACGAAUGGUUGAUUUGUGCUUAUGAAGAAUGGGAGCCAAUACGAAAUGUGUCACAGCUGCCAAACUUUGCAUUUUCCGUGGCAAUGGCAUAUUUCCAUUUGGAUGAGGAUCCUGAUUCUGAGAAGAAGCUUACAGCUAAUGAUCUUUUACAAAAGGCCCUAAUUAUGUUCCCUGGGGUGAUCUUGCCUCUGUUGGAGAAGUGUUCUGUUCAGCCAGAUUCCAGGGUAUCUACCCAUCCCUUUUUCACCACAAAAGCAAUAAUGAGUCAGAGUCCAGGAUUGAGCCAGCUGAUACAGUUGUACGUGUGUCGUAACUACUAUCUGUGGAAGGAAUCUGGCAUGUUGGAUUGGCUUGAAAGGAAUGUCCAUGUGGUGUUGGAUCGUGUUGAUGAGGGUGAUCUGUUUGUUGCUGAGUGUGAGGAGAAGAGGAAGAGAUUGUACCAGAAGACUCCACUGAAUGUCCUGAGACAUAUCAUUCUCUCUGACAUCAAAGAAGUGACAGCCACAGUAACUGAUGAUUCUGCAGGACCUAUUCUAAGUUAUGAUCCACUUCCACCUCCAGACUCUGUCAACUUGUAUGUACGUCCACAACGGCCAAAAAUGUAUGAACAUUCCAGUGCUUUCACCAUGUUCUUCAGGUCAUUGCUUCCAAACUUUAACAUCAAUGAACCAGUGCCUGCUGUGGAUGGCCUUCAGUUAAUGAAUGAUGCUGGUGGAGGGGGGGAAGCGGAAGGUGCAGUGGCUGCCCGAGUUGACUUGACUCGAAGUGUGACCUCUUUGCUGGAUGCAAUGAGGGAUCUUCUUUCUAAUAUUCACUUACAGCCUGAUGUUCCUAAUGAUGCUGACAUUGAUGAAGAUUCAGAUGAUUAGGAGAGAAAUAAAUGAAGUCACAUUUAUCAUAGUUGAUAUAUGAAUAAUAUUUAUGCUUGGUUAUUGUAUGCAUGAUUUCUAAGUAAUUACAAACUCAAUAUGGAAACCACAGUUGAUAUUUACCAUGUGAGCUCCUCUUUUCUUUUAUCUCUCUUUUUUUCUUUUUCUCUCCCCCUUCUUUCCCUGCUAUUCUAUGGCAGAGUGUAAAUCAAGUACACUAAAACCAUGUGGUUCUGUGUUCAUUGUUUUGUCACAGUCUGGGGUAUACUGAUAUGAGUAAUGAUGAAUGUUUUGAUGCUCAGUAAUAUAUGAGUAGUGUUAACAGUCCUUUGAAUUAAAGGAUUUUAGAUAAAUUCUUUGGCAGGACCACAUAAAAAAUAUAAUAAUAAUAAUAAUGUAGGUUUAUUCUAAAAAUGACAAGGUGAAAACUUUUUGUACAUUAGGAACAUGGACUAUAAAUUUCAUUAUGUUUCAUAUACCAGAGUUUCAGUUGAUAUUUAGGGAGUGAUUUGAUAAAUUGUUACUGGUCUUAGACUUUAAGUGAAGACUGAAAUAUUAGUGUGACCAUGCAAAAUAUCCCCUCCCCCUCCGACCGUCAUACGCAUUAGUAUAUUGGUAUUUUGCAGUGCUCUCCAAUGUUCAGUAUGAGGAACAUACAAUAAAUUUCAGGACUGAAACUUUUUGUUGUACUUGGAAUGCAAAUUUUUGGAGAAGUCAGAAUUAUGUUUAUAAUUAAAUAAGAAUUUAUCCACUGAUUACACCUGACACUGGUUCAAGCUGUGUUCAUAUCUCUACACUGUAAUCAUUGUAAUUCUUGAGGAAAUGUGCUGAAAAGUAUUUCACUGCUCUGUUUUUUAUAAGCAAGAUUUACAUGCCAUUAAGGAAGUCAGUGGGAGGCCAGAAGUUUAAAAUGAUGAACAGGUUUUGCAGCAUGUUUAACAUUUCUUGAAGUUGCUUUGGAAAUCUUGUAUGCAGCUAGGUUUAUUAAAUUCAUACAACAGAAAAAUAUAUGGAAUUGGAAGGUAUUUAUAAAGUAAAAUAGAGGCUUUCAUACAGCAUAUUUACAAGGUACAGAACAAAGACAAGUUAUGGAAUUUCUUGUAUGUUCCUUGUAAUAUUUUGAAACUGUCUACUGGAAUAUUUGUUUUGAUUCAUUGGUUGUAUGUUUGUGAAGGAAUUUGACUGUGACUCAAUAUUUAUGUAUUGUUUGCAGUCAUGGUACAAAGUGAACAUGUAUUGCAGAAAAAUGUACAUAUGUGUGUUUUGCCUCUCAAAUUGUAUUACAGCUUUGUAUGAAAUUUUGUAUGAGAGGUUUAUAUUUAUAGUUAUCAGGCAAGUAAUAUUAGACUUCUUACUUUAAGGAUGUAAAUUAAUUGUUGUUCUGUAGGUAAAAAUAUGUAACUACACAAUAGAGAGUUCUUUAUCUUA
Zootermopsis nevadensis is the source of this 3686-nucleotide messenger RNA. It is a transcript of the gene Nulp1, whose product is annotated as Nuclear localized protein 1. NCBI's taxonomy places the organism in Eukaryota, Metazoa, Arthropoda, Insecta, Blattodea, Termopsidae. Gene Ontology annotation, cellular component: RQC complex. The record is from RefSeq and is a predicted model, not a curated record.